Messenger RNA from Naegleria fowleri, 1854 nucleotides. RefSeq lists its product as uncharacterized. The record is from RefSeq and is a predicted model, not a curated record. The transcript has a single exon. NCBI's taxonomy places the organism in Eukaryota, Heterolobosea, Eutetramitea, Acrasida, Naegleriidae. The coding region runs from base 1 to 1854 and encodes 617 amino acids.
AUGGCAUCUAUUUCAAUAGGAGAGAGAGGAUGCGAGUCUUCCUCUUCGGCCCAAUCUCCCUCUCCCACCGUACAACCUCCAAAAUUGUUUUUCAUUCCUUCUCCUUCAUCAAUCAAGAAGAAAAAACAUGAGAGUAAUGGCGACCACAAUACCCACUCUAGCUUAUCGGAUCAGAUGGAUUCCUUGCAAGAAAUGAAAAAGAUUUCGCUGGAAAAGGAGUUACCUUUCAAGGUUUCUAAAGCUGUCUCACAAGUCUCUGAGAGUCCCGAAACAAAGAAUAUAUUCAACGAUAAUUCAACUAUAACAUGUCCCAGUUCUCAUGUUACUCAUGAGAUCCUAACCGAUACAAAGACGAUGAAUAAGGAAGCCCUCAAUGAGAGAAAGAAACAUCUUCAAACCGAACUAUCCUCCUUAGCUCCAAAAGAUUUACUUGUUUCCGAGUUGUAUCAUUUGGAACAUCCUCCACAAGUGUUUAUGAAAGGAACAGAUUUGUUCGAGAGAAUGGAUACUGAAGGAGCAUCUUCGGGAGGCUUCACUCUAGAGUCCAUUCUUUCAAGUGUUUAUUCGGAAAAGGAAAACAAUGUCAAGUACAUUACUGAAUCCCUUUUGGAAAACUAUCAGUUGAUGGUGGGGGAGUCCUAUCAAGCAACGACUCUUGAAUCUUUAAGAAGUUUAAUUGAUUCAAACGAUGAGGAACGGAUUAGUGGUGAGAAGAACAAUGACGCUCUUGCUGACAAUUCUCAUGAGUUGAAAACAUUGUGUCUGCAUUUUCCUGAUCUUCUGCCAAGCUUCAUUCCCCAUAACCAAACCACACAAAUACUCAACCACAAAGAUGAGGGAUUUCUCUUUCGCGUGGUUGAAGAAAUACUAUCGAGCGGAUCUUCCAUUUCCUUGAAUGAAGUGACAUGUAGAGUUCGAUUUUUGCAGACUCUCCAAGAGAAGUUACGAAUUGAAUAUCAGUGUUACCAAACCCAUCCACGCUGUGUGGACAGGAAAAUGAUAAGAGAUGCAUUGUUGGCUUUGAUCAUAGUGUUCUCUUCCAUCAAUAUUUCAAGAGAGCUUGUGUCAUUUGGCAUUUUGGAUUUAUUGGUGGAGUAUUUGAGAAUUGAAAAGAGAGAAGAGGAGUAUUUGAAAUUUGUUGGAUUUAUUUUGCAAUUCAUGAACGAUGUUGUGGAGAAGGCGGAUCAGUCAAGGCAUUUACUUCAUUGGAUUCUUCAUGGGAAAGCAUUAUUUGUGCUGAUCCAAAAAUUAAACAUGACCAUGGAAAUGAUUGAAAGAUCGAAAGAGAUGCCUAUCAGAAAUAACCUUCCAAGACAAGAAACAGAAGACGUAUCACUCAUGAUGUACGAUUGUUUUAUAGCAAGAAAAAUAAUCAAAAUGUUCAUGACCUUGUCGUCAUGUGGAAGAUUGCAGAUAUUUUGCUCACAGUCCUUACAAUCUGAUCACCAUUCUAAAGAAGUGAAAGAGAUGCCGCAGACACUGAUGAAAUCCAUGUCUCUCGUCGAAAAUAUGAGAAUAACCACAAUGAAACUUCUUGCUAAUUUGACAGACGUUCCUCGACUGAGGAUUUGCAUUUUGGAAGAAUUACCUUUCAUUCGAUUAGUAUUAAGAAAUAUGGAGGAUAUGAAGAGUUUCAUGUGCUCCUAUUAUAUAUUUCUGCAAAUAUGCCAUCAUCCUUCGGUGGUAAGUGUUGAAACCUUCAUUGAAAGAAAACCCCUUACACAGUUUCCCAAAAAGAAUACCAAACAUAUCAACUGCGUACUAUGGAGUCUGAUUCUCGCAAUAUGCAGUGCAGAGCAGUUCGAGCAUAUCACAAGCAUUGCAACAGAAAUCAAUCGAGUUCUUCAAAAGUAA